UAUAUUAGUCUUUACAUAUGGGAAUCAAAGAAAACAAAAAGCAGUACUUCUCUAAAUUCUGUGUUUGUAAUGGUUAGCAGUAGCUAUGGACAUCAAAAUCUGUUGGCGUGGCUUUAAUAAAUUAUCAUUACAAAAUCAAUAUGGCAUGUAAGUUAUUAAUUAAUUAAUUUAUUAGAAUGUUGUGGAACUAGAAAACAAUUUGAUUUGGUACUUUAUCAUGGUCUACAUGAUCUAAUAUAUAUAUCUGAUGCAUGCAUAUCAGCAAGAUCAGCAAGCUUGCUUGAAACAUGAAAUCCAAGUAUCAAAAUGUAGAGUUGAUGAUGAUAGUAACUGCAACACCAAUUCAUGUGAAACUUACAAUUAUUGAUUUUCAAUUAUUUUUCUACUUAGGUUUUGUGAAAGAUGCCAUCAAAUAGUGGGAGGCUUCAUAUGCGGAAGAGCACUUUGCCAUUAAAUUGGGGAGGAUGUCAGACUGCAUGCAAAUGUAAACAAAGGCUUCAUGUUGAGGAAGAGGUUGUCUUAAAUCUUGUAAAUACAUUCGAGCAUGUGAGACAGUGGUGGCUUGGCUGAGGCAGCAGGCUGGUGUGCUUGUCAUGUGUUUCAUGUAAUGUCAAUGAGAGGAUUUGUGUGGCUUCCUCGGGACCAUGCGUUCAAUAUGAACUCAUCAAAACUACUUCGAGUCACUGCAUAUGAAGCUGAAAACCCUACUGAGGUCUCCCUCAGAGAGGCGUUCUCCAUUUUCCAGCCUCAACUGAAACCCCCCUUCCCUCUAUCAAUCCCCUCGCCCUCAGAAUACUUGCAGCUGAAUCGUGCCAUUGCUUUCGGCAUCCUCACCGAGCCCCAUUUUGCCAAAACGCACCUCACCCACCUCCAUGCCAUUGUCAUCGAUGGCUAUAAGUUCUUCACCACCACCCUCCUCAAGCUCUGUAAUGACUCGUACCCCAAGCUCUUGGAAACCCCAAGAAUUCAGAUCCUCUGGCUCACUUCCAAUCUAGUCCAGGUUGCUGCCAUCCAUGUUGAUUCCCUAAUUGUAUCCCUCUUGAGGCAGAUUAUUGGUGGCGAUUUCUCUGAGUCCAAUUUGUGGCUGUGUGCUGAACUUGUCAAGAUCUUGUCUGAUAAUUGGGAUUGGAUAUUGGAUGAACCAUUGGUUCUUACAAGUGCAUUGUUCGUCUAUCUUCGGUUAUUGGCAGAUCACUAUAGGUUGUCAGGUGGUGUGAAAUUGGAUUCAUUGAAGCGGAUGGAGAUUGAUUUCUGCAUCAAGGCAUUGAGAGAAUGCUUCAGUUUGUGUUUGCAGAUAGGGAGGGACCUCGUUCGACUACUUCAGGACUUGGUUCAUAUUCCUGAAUUCAGAGAUGUGUGGAAGGACCUAUUAUUUGAUCCUAGAAAGUUUCAAGUUUUGGGUUUUACUGAUAUUUUGGAGCUCUAUCGAAGGAGAACGCCAACACACUACUUUUUGCUGAGGAUCACACCUGAGAUGGAAGCACACCUGCGAUUCUUGCUCACGUAUGUGAAAUGGGGGAGUCAGAAAAGGUACCAAGCUUGGUUUGCCAAGAAACACCUGUGCUGGCCUGGUAGUGAGACUGUUAUAACUGACAUUAUUCGGUUUAUAUGUUGUUCCCACCAUCCUCCUAAUGAGAUCAUCCAGUCUAAUGUUAUCUCAAGAUGGGCUGUUAUUGGCUGGCUGCUAAAAUGCUGCAGGAGGAACUACUUUGAGGCUAAUGCGAAGCUUGCUUUGUUUUAUGAUUGGUUGUUUUUUGAUGAAAAGAUGGAUAAUAUCAUGAACAUUGAGCCUGCAAUGCUUUUGAUGGUUAACUCUGUGCCCAAAUAUGUUGAUAUAACUCACACCCUCUUGGAGUUCCUGUUUCUGUUGGUCGACAAUUAUGAUGUUUCCAAGAAGGAAGCAAUUGUUCGGGGUGUUUCGGCAGCCCUUAAUUUACUGGUCAGAAAAGGAGUAGUUGAUUCACUAGAACCUCUGACUUCUUGUAGUUUGCUAUCUCUGUUGCUCAGAGAGAGGCUCAUUACCUUCCUUCCCAGAUCAGAUUUAGGAGUUGUUACAACAUCAUCUGAUAUGUGUAGCCAGAGAAUGGUCACAAAUGGAAAGGUAGCUCCUGUCUCAAAAGAGUAAGGAUGAUGUGGUGCAGAAUCUAGCGACUGACCUUUGUUCAUUUGUUGAUCAAAUUGAAAGGAGGUAAAUUUCAUGAUUUAUAGGACAUAUGAAUUUCACUUGUUGUUACUUGAUAGAUAUGAUUUAACCAGUUCAAUAUGAUGGUGGUACAUAACUAGUGUUGGGCGUCAUGGUCUUAGGUACACUCAUCGACUUCUAUGUAGCAUUACCAAUUUAUGAUUUGUGAUAUCUUUAACAAUUUUCAAUCAAAAAUAUAAAAAAUGAAAUAAAAAUAGAGGAGAGGAAUAUGAGCUACCGCAAUGGCAGCAAUGGCUGUUGGAGUGCAGGCAUUUUAUGGUAGUAGCCUUAAAAUAGUUGAGUAGCACCCUCCACCCCCAUAGAUAUUGGUUGCGUGGUUAGUGAUAGCCUUAGAUGAUUCUAUUGGCUGGUAGCUGUCCCUCAAUCUUUCCUGCUGAAUAAAAAUCCUCGCUGCAUGCACUAGAGGAGGUUGCCUAGAGAUUGCUAUCUUUCUUGCCAUGUAUCCCAUGGCACUGAUCUUAAAGUCAAAAUCGAAGAGGCAAGGUGGGAUGGAACUACUAACAGAGUCCACCCAUCCCAUGAAUUCAAAAAAAAAAAAA
Molecule: messenger RNA, 2742 nt
Organism: Elaeis guineensis (African oil palm)
Lineage: Eukaryota; Viridiplantae; Streptophyta; Magnoliopsida; Arecales; Arecaceae
Source: RefSeq, a predicted model, not a curated record